This is a messenger RNA of Dermochelys coriacea (leatherback sea turtle), 3354 nucleotides long. RefSeq names its product cAMP-dependent protein kinase catalytic subunit alpha. Lineage: Eukaryota; Metazoa; Chordata; Testudines; Dermochelyidae. The transcript has 10 exons. The record is from RefSeq and is a predicted model, not a curated record. Gene Ontology annotation, biological process: peptidyl-serine phosphorylation. Gene Ontology annotation, cellular component: nucleus; cAMP-dependent protein kinase complex. Gene Ontology annotation, molecular function: cAMP-dependent protein kinase activity; protein kinase A regulatory subunit binding; ATP binding. The coding region runs from base 16 to 1227 and encodes 403 amino acids.
GAGGGAGAUAAAUAAAUGAAGGGAAACAUGAGCCAUGGAGCAGAAAUGACCUGCCCCAACCCCAGCAGGAACAAAGGCGCUAAGAUGUCACCGCUUCAGAAGCUGGAGAGCCUGGCUGGGCGGAUCUUCUACUGGGGGCCGCGCAGCGAGGCGGGGGCCCCGGCCGGCAGCGAGACAGCCCAUGUGUCCGAGCACACUGCCGCCUGGAAUGAGCAGAUGAAGGAGUUCCUAGCCAAAGCCAAAGAAGACUUCCUCAAGAAAUGGGAGAGCCCCUCUCAGAACACGGCCAGUUUGGAUCAGUUUGAUCGAAUCAAGACCCUGGGCACGGGCUCAUUUGGGAGGGUGAUGCUGGUGAAGCACAAAGAGACCGGGAAUCACUAUGCCAUGAAGAUCCUGGAUAAACAGAAGGUAGUGAAGUUGAAACAAAUUGAGCACACCCUCAAUGAGAAACGGAUCCUCCAGGCCGUCAACUUUCCAUUCCUUGUCAAGCUCGAGUAUUCUUUCAAGGAUAACUCCAAUCUGUACAUGGUGAUGGAAUAUAUCCUGGGCGGGGAGAUGUUCUCCCACCUACGGCGGAUCGGGAGGUUCAGUGAACCUCACGCCCGGUUCUACGCUGCUCAGAUCGUCCUGACCUUUGAGUAUCUGCACUCGCUGGAUCUCAUCUACCGAGACUUGAAGCCAGAGAAUAUCCUGAUAGACCAGCAGGGCUACGUUGAGGUGGCAGAUUUUGGUUUUGCCAAGCGGGUGAAAGGCCGAACCUGGACUCUGUGUGGGACUCCAGAAUACCUGGCCCCCGAGAUCAUCCUCAGCAAGGGUUAUAACAAGGCUGUGGACUGGUGGGCUCUGGGCGUCCUCAUCUAUGAGAUGGCAGCUGGUUACCCUCCAUUCUUCGCAGACCAGCCCAUUCAGAUCUACGAGAAGAUCGUCUCUGGCAAGGUUCGGUUCCCUUCUCACUUCAGCUCGGACCUGAAGGACCUGCUCCGGAACCUGCUGCAGGUGGACCUCACCAAACGCUUUGGCAACCUCAAGAACGGGGUCAACGACAUCAAGAACCACAAGUGGUUUGCUACCACCGACUGGAUCGCCAUCUACCAGAGGAAGGUGGAAGCUCCCUUUAUACCAAAAUGCAAAGGCCCUGGCGACACGAGUAACUUUGUCGACUACGAGGAAGAGGAGAUCCUUGUCUCGAUCACUGAGAAGUGCGCCAAGGAGUUUGCUGAGUUCUAGGGCCAGCGGCAGCCUCUCCUCCCGCCCCCCACCCCCCGCUUGGGUGGGUGCGCACGGAGCAGGUGGGGGCGGGGUUGGAUUUGAUCAGCAGAAAGACCAGCGUUCCUUGCCUCUGUGUUUUAUUUUUGUAGGAGGGGGAUAGGGAUUUGCCUGGAUCUGGUUUGGGGGGGAGCGGGAGACCCCUUAUUCUAAACCUGUACUAAAUAAAUGACAGUAGAGAAGGGCAAGAGUCUAAUUUCUCCCAUGCGCACCCCUGAUCCUCCCACUUGCACAUGCUUCCCUCACCCCCCGCCAUCACAAGCCUGCAGCCCCCCAUAGCAGCUCUCAUCACCGCCCCCCACCGGGGGUUUAAACAGACCCCCCCCCCACACACACACUCAGCUCCCACUGGUUACUUUCCACCCCCUCACACUGAUCAAGUUACCCCCCCACCCCCACACUGCCUCUCAGUCCACACGUGCUGCACGCCCACCAUCCUGGCUGGCUUUAUUGGUGGUUUUUAGUUUUUGAAGGGAGGGGCGGGGGGCGUAUUUUGCCAUCAAAUCCCCCCCAGAUCUUCAUGGCUAUUUGCAAAGGCUUCUGGGGGCAGGGUAUGGAGCAAAGAUGCCUCAACACCCACGGUCAGGGCAGAUCAACAUCUUGGCUUCUGGAAUAGCUUUGAAUCCCCCCAUCUCCCAAUGGGGGAGAUAAAAUCCCAGUCCCCCACUGCCACUCUGGAAAGAGGAAGAAGGAGAGAAAUCUUGUCUCAUUUUAUAAACUUGGGGGUAUGGGGGCUGGGCUCUUUUUUUUUAAAUUAAAAAUAAAUAAGUAAAUUAAACCUUAUUUUCCAUUGGGGGACGGGGGGGGGGGGGGAUUUAAAAAUCCAGGCGUGGGGCUGGGCUAACUUAACUAACAUCAGCUCCCACUCUUCCCCUCCCCCCUGUGCCAGGAAUUUAACGCUCCAAGCUUUGAAUGUGUCCAGGUUUUAGCAAGGAAAAAAAGAGAGAGAGAUCUGUUUUUUUCAGGUAGAAACUGACAGUAUUUCCCCACCCCCACUGCUCUCUGCGGGGUGUCUGGUUUGGGGGUAUCUUACACCAGCGGGGGGAGAUCUGGGGGUCGGUUACAGGCUGGAACACAGGUGCUGAGGGAGGGGAUCUCUCUGAUGGGUUUUGGAUUUUUAGCUCCCUUUGGAAAUAAAAUGCUGCCUUUUGAAUCUAGGCUAUGAAUGCGGGCAGCCCCCCACUCCCACCCCUCACCCCUUCUUUGGCCUGUCCUCUUGUGUGUCGGGGUGGGGGGUGCAGGAGGAUCUGGUUCUGGGGCACUUGGUUAUUUUCCCCCAGGUCAGUGGGGGCUUGUACACUCUUCUCCCUCCCUCCCCGCAUAGGCCAAAUGGUGCCCUGCAGAAAUAACCUUAAAGGAUUUUCUGGUGGGGGGCAGGGUUCCCUUUACCCACAAUCCUCCUGGGGCUCCAUUCUGCACCUCCGAUUUUACACUCUCGAUUUUAAGAUGACAAGGCGGGAGGAGAAACCAGAAAAUGGGGGGAGGGGGCAAGGAACACAGGAUCCCAACUAGGCCCUGAUCCGCUCCCCCCCGACUCUGAACUGGCCCCCCCAGGGAGCGAGCCCAUUAGAUCUGUGGUCAGCUUGGAGGGGCAUUAAGCCAUGAUUAGCCCCUCCAAUGAGAGAUCAGCUGGGGGGAGGGGGUGCUGAUACCUAGCCAUGAUCCUGCUUAAUUGGGGGGGAAAGUUCAUGGAGGGGGGGCCUCUUGUUCUGUUCAUUUACUUUUCCUCCUGUCUGACUCUUUACUUAUCCUCCCCGCCCCCAAUGCAGUGCAUCAGUGGGGUGGUUCUGUUCUAACCCCCCCAGCCUGUCUCCCACUGUGUGUGAUCACCAGCUGGUUGAAUUUCUUGUUUCUCUCUGGGGCGAAGGUGUGUGAGCUUCUUUUGAUUUCAUAGAUAAAUUAUAUAUAUUAUAAAUACAUGAGCACUGUCAGGAGCAGAGGGGGGAGCCCAGUGGCUAGCCCUCCCCCCAUCCCCCAAAAUCCCCCUUUCCCACAAAGAAGUUUGAGAGUCCUGUCUAGAGGGUGGGGGUAUCAUCCGCCCUGCCCCGGGAAACACCUCUGUGUCCUCUGACAAAACUUGUUUCACUG